This is a messenger RNA of Dipodomys ordii (Ord's kangaroo rat), 8279 nucleotides long. RefSeq names its product INO80 complex subunit D (gene Ino80d). NCBI's taxonomy places the organism in Eukaryota, Metazoa, Chordata, Mammalia, Rodentia, Heteromyidae. Gene Ontology annotation, cellular component: nucleus. Bases 392 to 3385 code for a protein of 997 amino acids. The record is from RefSeq and is a predicted model, not a curated record. The transcript is spliced from 12 exons.
AAAAAAAGCAGCUGAAAGGUAAGCAGAGGCGGCCCCAGGCCCGGCCCACAUCCCCGGGCUCCCGUAGGGCGGCGGGCUGGGCCGCGCAAGCAGGGCGGGCGGCGAGCGCGCUUACGUGAGGCCGGGGAUUCGCCGGCCCACGCCAGGCCCGGGGCGGAGAAUGAAAGGAUGAGAAAAUUUACCAGACUUGAGUCCCAUCUGAUUUCUACCAGAGCCAAUGAGUGAUCUCUACAGCUGCACGAACUAUCUGUACCUUUCUAAUAAAUCAGACAAUCUGCUUCAUCUUGAUUCAGCAGCAUUCCAAACUGUGGUAUCCUUGGGGUUCUCUUAACAUUGCUAUGGUGCAGAAGAUUUAAAAUCAGCUGAUGUUCACAAGGAAUAGAGUCACGUGAUGUAUGAAGGGAAACAUAUACACUUCUCUGAGGUUGACAAUAAGCCCUUGUGCUCAUAUAGCCCCAAACUCUGCAAGCAGCGGCGUCUCAACGGCUACGCUUUCUGUAUCAGACACGUUCUGGAGGACAAGACUGCCCCCUUCAAGCAAUGUGAAUAUGUGGCGAAGUAUAACAGCCAGCGCUGCACCAACCCCAUCCCCAAAUCAGAGGAUCGCAGGUACUGCAACAGCCAUCUGCAGGUACUUGGCUUUAUCCCGAAAAAAGAGAGGAAGAAAAAGAGUGACCCUAUAGAUGAGGUGAAGGUCAGGCACCCGGUGGACACCAUGGCCUUUAGCCUGACAGUGCCCACAUUGGCCUUGAAGAUGCCCAAUGGACUGGAUGGCAUGUCCCUCUCUCCACCUGGGGCAAGGGUUCCUCUCCACUACCUGGAAACAGAGCUGGAAGACCCAUUUGCUUUCAACGAGGAAGAUGACGACCUAAAGAAAGGGGCAACUGUCAGAAAGAAGUUGCAGAGCAAGCUGGCCCAGAACCGGCAGCGCCAGAGAGAGACCGAGAUUUUGAAAGUUCGGCAAGAGCACUUUAGUCCCCCUCCUGCACCUUCCCGGCAGCCUCUCCAGCACUCCCGCCCGUCACCUUCCUCGACUUCUUUAAAACCUCCAGCGCCACUGCAGGGUUCAGUCUGCAAGUCACCUCAACCUCAGAACACCAGCCUACCACUGCAGGGAGUGGCCCCCACCACACACACUAUAGCACAAGCAAGGCAGUUGACUCACAAGAGGCCUCUGCCCCUCCUGCCAUCCAGUAGGGCUCCUGGCACUGAUCCACCCAGGACUGACCGGGUCCUCAUGAAAGCCACCACCUUCUCUCCACACUUCUCCUGUAUAAGUCAGCUGCAGAGGUUGGUGAAACUGUGCACUCAGAAACAUCAGUUGGACACUGAUCUGUUUCCCCAUUUAGGGUUGGACUGGUCUGAAGAAAGCGGAGAGGAGCAGGAGGACUCAGAGCAGGCCUCACCAUACCAGGUUGCAUGGUCCAUCAGAGAAACCCUGAGAUACGAAAGACACAUGUCGGAUGAUGAUGAUGCGGACAGUAGGAGCUCCAGGGUGACCCAACUUUGCACUUACUUUCAGCAGAAAUACAAGCACCUCUGCCGCUUGGAGCGGGCAGAGUCUCGUCAGAAGAAAUGCCGGCAUACAUUUAGGAAAGCUUUGCUGCAGGCAGCCAGUAAGGAGCCUGAGUGUACUGGGCAGCUAAUACAUGAACUACGGAGAGCUGCAUGCAGUCGAACCAGCAUCAGGCGGACCAAGUUGAAGGAGAUGGAGUCAGCAGCAUGCAGUGGAAUGGUGAAGGGUGAACAGUGCACUAACAAAGUCCUUCCAUUCACUAGACAUUGUUUCCAACAUAUCCUCUUGAACCGCUCUCAGCAGCUCUUCUCCAGCUGCACUGCCAAGUUCGCAGAUGGGCAGCAGUGCUCUGUGCCAGUUUUUGACAUUACCCACCAGACACCUCUGUGUGAAGAACAUGCCAAAAAAAUGGAUAAUUUCUUGAGAGGAGAUAACUCCCGUAAAGUUCAGCACCAGCAGCAGAGGAAACCCAGGAAAAAAACCAAGCCUCCUGCACUUACCAAAAAACACAAGAAGAAGAGAAGGCGUGGACCUCGCCGACCCCAAAAACCCAUUCCCCCCGCCGUGCCCCAAGGGAACCUCAGCAUGCCCACCAGCGUCUCACUGCCAGUGGGGGCUUCACACAUCCGGUCACUAGGAUUAGAGGCACAUAUCACCUUACCCAGCUUAUUGGUUGAGAUGGGAGAACUUCUUCCUCGAGCUGGAAAGAAUGGAGACCUCCUCCCAACGACUGAAGAGGCCGAGGAGCUUGAACGGGCUUUGCAGGCUGUAACUUCUCUUGAGUGCCUGAGUACCAUUGGGGUACUUACCCAGUCAGAUGGUGUGCCAGUCCAGGAGUUGUCUGACCGAGGACUGGGAGUGUUCUCCACAGGCACUGGAGCUUCAGGAAUCCAGUCCUUGAGCCGAGAAGUGAACACAGACCUAGGGGAGCUAUUGAAUGGGCGAAUAGUACCUGAUAAUUUUUCUAGUCUAGAGCUGGAUGAGAACCUGCUCCGUUCUGCUACCUUGUCUAACCCACCUACACCCCUGGCAGGGCAGAUCCAGGGGCAGUUUUCUGCCCCUGCCAGUGUUGGCCUUACUUCUGCCACUCUGAUCAGCCAGAGUGCACUUGGGGAGAGAGCCUUCCCAGGACAGUUUCAUGGACUUCAUGACGGCAGCCAUGCCUCACAGAGGCCACAUCCUGCCCAGCUGCUGAGCAAGGCAGAUGACCUAAUCACCUCACGACAGCAAUACAGCAGUGAUCAUUCACACUCCUCGCCCCAUGGAAGCCAUUAUGACAGCGAGCACGUGCCGUCUCCCUACAGUGACCAUAUCACCUCUCCCCAUACAACAUCGUACUCUGCUGAUACUAUGGCAGCUACCUUUUCAGCAGAGAUGCCCAUCAUGGCACAGCACUUGCUCCCAACCCAACUCGAGGUGCCACUUGGAGGAGUGGUAAACCCCAGAACUCACUGGGGUAAUCUCCCUGUCAACCUUGGAGAUCCCUCUCCCUUUAGCAACCUUCUCGGCGCAGAUGGACAUCUUCUUUCCACUUCCCUCUCCACACCACCCACCACGUCGAACUCAGAGACCACACAGCCUGCCUUCGCCACCGUGACCCCCAGCAGCUCCAGUGUGCUUCCGGGGUUACCGCAGACCAGCUUCAGUGGCAUGGAGCCUUCCGCUGAACUCAUGGCCUCCACCUCUCCGAAACAGCAACUCCCUCAGUUCAGCGCAGCCUUCGGCCACCAGCUGAGUUCUCACAGUGGCAUUCCUAAGGACCUGCAGCCCAGCCACAGCUCCAUAGCCCCUCCUACAGGCUUCACAGUAACAGGUGCCACGGCGACAAGUACCAAUAAUGCAUCUCCUCCCUUUCCUUCUCCCAACUGAGUGCAUCUGUGCAGGCAGGAAGGUGGGGAGCCUGUUUUCUAUCUUCGUUUCCUCCUUUGCCCCUCCCCCCUUUUCCUAAAGAAGAUUUAAAAGAGACGGAUGGGGAUUAGAGGGGCUCCCCGUUCCAGCUCAACACGUGGCCGUGCAGUGGACCUCACUUCAGUGUUCACAUGUGCUCCUUAGCACUGGUGCUCAUUCCCUCCUGGCAGGUCCUCUCGGCCGGUGGUUUCCGUGGUGGUUCAGCACAGUGACUGGAUAGGAUGGAUUUUUUUUGCAGCAAGUCCUAGAAGUGGAAGAUACCUCAGAUUACCAGUGCCCUUUACUAUUUCCUAGUGUGCAGAUCAGUGCUUUCCAUUCUGUAGCCAGGUUUUUACAUAGGUGGCUCUCCAGAGAAUGAUCCUGUUAACUGAGUUCCUGUGUAGGAGGUAGCGGGUGGUGGAGGCAGCUCAAGGCCUGACCUAGCAGCAACUGCCAAACACCACAGUGAGGCCAGGAUGCCAUUCCUAAUUUGUGAAAUGGUUAAGAAGAAAAAGAGACGUCAUUGACCGCCUGUGAGUGUGUGUGCACCCAUGUGUGUGUUUUGUGCAGUGCAGGAAGUAACUGUCCCCUUGCUUUGUUGUUUGUUUACCCCUGAAAUGAGCUCUUUUCUUCCCUACAUCUCACACCACCUUCAUAAGGUUGGUCAUGCUUUCCCACUGAGUUCAUUCAAGUUUCCUAAUAGGGAGGGUCUGGUCAUGUGAAUAAAUAGCACAACCCUUUUCUGCUCAAAGGUAGUUGUGAAGAAAUGAGACAGGAGAAGCUGCAGUCAUGUCCCUGUCUGGGAAUGCCUGGAAAGCUCACCUGCAGUGACUUCAGGGCUCUCGAGGUUUGGGGGGGUCUAGGGGUCAUUUUGCCUUUUCAGAUGUGCAUUCGUUUCUAUGUCCCUUGCUCAUGGAACACAUUUGCAAGGUGUAAUUGAAGAAACUAUUUUGAUGUGAAAAAGCAGGAUAGGUCAGAUAGGUUUGAAAGAUGAUAUCUGUGAACUCCUUGGUCCAUCUUUUGCGUUCGAAAUUCAUGUUUACAGUAGUGAUUCUUUGGUAAGAUUGUAAAAUGUUGAAGACCCUUGUAGAUUCAGUGUGCCAGUUGUGGAGUGAUGUAUAAUAUCUGAAGGAUACACAUUUUAAAGUUUCUCUCAAAGCAGAAUGUGGAAAUUGACGUAAAUUUUACCUACCUUUGGUAUUUUUUUAAAGAAUCUAAGUUAGGCUUAAGUCAAUCUGGAAACGAUUUUGAAAAAAAUUAUUUUAAAGUAUCAAGAUUUUAAGGUUAAAAAUCCUAUUGGGAGUUUAGUAAGCCGAUGGCUAUGAGAUAAUAUAUGUGAGGUUUCUUUCUGUCUGCCUUGCCCUCACAAGAAGGAUUGCGCUAGAUUUAAAAAGCAUCUCUGCUCUGCUUUUCCUGAGAAGUUCACUGUCGUGUAAGAUACCAUUUGCUGGCUAUUCAUACCUGAGUCUGUUCUAAUUUAAAUACAUGUUUUAAAAGAUGAGUAAAUGAUGUGGUAUAGUAACUCAUUUAUCAGGGAUGAUUUGCUCUCAAUUCCUUUCUAAUAGGUAAAGGUUUGAAUGCUUUCCCAUUUUCCUGUGUGUAUUCUUUAUGCUCAUGCUAGUUUUAACCAGUUUCUUCUUUUCAAAGGUUUUCUCCUCUGCUUUUUUAAGGAAUGAUGGUAAUCAGCAGGCACUAUGCAGAUACCUCGUGCCUAAGAUAUUGGAGGGAAUGUCACAUGACUGUAUGAAAUCAUAAUACUCCCUAUUUUGUAUUUAUUGAAGUUUUUUUGGGGGGAGGGCCAAAAAUACGUUUGUAAUAUAUUUACUUUUUUUUAAAUCAUGAUAAUUAAUUGGAAGAUUUAUUUUUAAUAGCUUUGCCUUUUGCAGAUUGAUAAAUUUCUAAAUUAUGUCACAAAGCAAAAUUAUAUUUGGUAUCACCAUAAAUUUCUAUUCUGAAUAGUAAAAACAGCUCAUUUGAAUAUUUCUCGCCUGUGAACCUUUGUCAGUAAAAUGAUGAUGAAUAGUUGCCUCUGCUCUAGUGUCCUUUCCUCUGCUGAGCUGCAUUCCCAGUGAUUUUGUUUUGUUUCCACUGUGUACUAAUUAAAGGUUGUAGCAGAGCAGCACAUGCACUUCCUAAUCAGCUCUUCUUUGACAGCGAAGGGAAGGUCAUGGGUAGUUUAUUUGAAUUUUUUCUGGGUAUUUGUCUCUCAUGUUAGCUGUUUAAAAUUCCUUAGGUGUCAAAACUGAGUUUGCAGUAAGUUGCACAUUUUAUUGUUUGCAAUUUUCUGUUUGAUGUGCAUUUAAAAGCCCUUCUCUGCUUUCUAGUAAGGAGGCACGAAGUGAUCAGGAAUGUUGCCAGUUACAGCUUCACACCAAAAAUGUUGAUUAAAUCCCUUUUGUUUAGAUGCCCAUGAUGACAGUUGAGCAAGGGGCCAUCUUAGGAAGUACCAGCCAGCCUAGGGUUGAGAAAUUCGCAGAAACACACUUUCCUCUUUUCAACUGCUUCAAGACAAGUAUCCAAACUUGCAGUGUGCUCUGCCCUUGCUGUGAGUCCUUGUUGGAAGAGAGAAGAAACAUUUUAUAAACCCAGAGAUAUCAUUAUGUUUUUCUUCCAGUUAUUGGGGGCAGUUCUGAUCUGUUAGCAUUGGGUGGGCUAUUAUCUGCAAAGAAAGGAACAAAGUGUAUUUUACUCCAAAAAUACGAAAAUUAGUGUCCUUUAAAAUAGCACUUAUGUUAUUGUAAGGCAAUACUGGAAUCAAAAACAAAUCCUGUAUGAGGUCCUAAAACUAGUAAAAACUAGUUUUUAUUCUAGUGUUCAGUGCAUGAGAAACAGUUGCAGAGAAGGCUCAUUCUGUUUCUGCAGUUCUUUGGGACCAUACAUAAAGGCCAGUUAGAUCGUGUUACUGUGAUUUAUUUUUCAAAGUUGCUGCAGUUAACGGAUGUUUUCUGUGCUCUUAGGAUCUGAUAUUUGUGGACUGUGAUCGAUAGCAUCCGAAGAAAAGAUGGGCUUUCUCUCCCUUAACUGUUAAUGCUACUUUAAUAAAAGUACUUAAGACAUUGUUUUGCCCUCUGUACAAAUGGUUUAGCAAUUUUCACUUCUGAGUAGGUUUAUCUAGCUAGUAAACAAUUCAGGACAGUAAAUAGCAAUUACACUUAACCCACCAAGUGACAGGCUAUGCAAUGGAAAUAUUCCUAAUUGUCAUUACAAAGCUUAUACAGCAAAAGAUGAUUUUCUAUAAUAAGACUAGAGAACACACCUGCUUUAUAAAUGACUUCCUGAGCAGUUCCGUGUUGGCAGACAUUGUAGUAUAUCUGGUGUUCCUCUUUUGAGAUUAUUAUUUUAUGAAAAGCAAAUAGCAAGUUGGAAAGUGAUUUAUUUUCUUUAAAAGUGAUGUUACCAAUUUUAUGAUAAGACUUGAGAAUGCUAAUCCUUUAGUUUUGCCAAAUAACUGUAAGAUUUUCUUUUCUGUUUUGGCGGUACUGGGGUUUGAACUCAGGGCCUUGGCUUGCCAUCAGGUGCUCUACCACUUGAGCCAUGCCUCCAGCCCAAGAUUUAUAUAAGUCAGCCCAAUCUUUUACCUAGAAGUUAGGGAAAUCAUCAUUUUCUGUAACUUAUACAAAGGCUUUAACAGAGUUUUGUCUUCAAUUCAUGAUUACAAUUUAUAGCGAAAAGAUAGUUCUUUAGGAAGGACACCAGUCUGUGCUGCUCACAACUUUUAUUUUUUUUUAACACUUCUGUUGACCUGUAGCAGCAUGUACUUCCAUAAAUUUGGCACUAGAAUUCGAGCACAUGGAGGUGAAUCGCUGACUGUCAGUUCAUUGGUCCUGUCUGCCCUCUCCUGUGUUCUAGCAUCUAGGGAAUGGUUGAUAGGCUUCGUUAGAAUGUCUGAAGGAGAGUGAUGCCUUUUCUCUAACUUCAAAAGGUUCAAAAAGUGGUUGUGGGGUGAUACUGCAAAACCAGAAGGAUAUUAAUGCUAUUGAAUAGAUUUGAGAUUCAUUAAAACAUUGUAGAUGUCAAGUUUCCAACUGCAUCCUUUUUUUUUUAGCCUAACUUUCUUUAAAUUAAGUUCUAUUCUUAAUUUGGUCUAUGUAGAAUAAUAGAAUCUUUUGCUGAAUGGCCAACAGAACCUUCCAGUUUAAUGAGACAGUUUAGACAAUGCCUUGAAAGAAAAUAGUUAUUCUGAAUAGUCUUAAUUUGAAUCUCUUUCAUCACAAAUACAUUGUUCUAAGGAUUUUUUCCAAAUAUAUUUAAUAGAUUAUAUAUGUGUAUGCACAUAUUUUUAUUAAUUCACAAAUGACUAUAGGUGUUUUUCCCCCUCAAUAAAUUAAAAGUAAUGGGAUCUUCAUUGGCGUUCUGUAGAAAAGUAAAAUAAUUUGAUAAUAUCUUGAUCUUUUAAACUUUGCUCUAUCUUAAUUGGAGAGAACUAAAAUCAUGUUGAAUAGAUUAAAUAAACAUUUUAAAUUCUGUCUUCAAAAGCUUUGUAAUAGACUACCUGUGAUGAACACAUACAUAUUUAAACUUUUUUUUCCCAGUACAGGAGAGAAAACACAACACAUAUGAACAAUUAAAUCUCUAAUAACCAGUGUCAUUACUGCUAUAAUUGUGGGUCAUAGGGAUCCUUUCAUGUUUAUUUAGUUAGCUUUCCCCUCAGCUGUGAUAUAGAGCUAAUAAAAGGAGCUGUGGCAUUUCAGGGAGGGAGCAAAUUUGAUAUAACUUUAUCUUCUGUUCUUGAAUAUCAGAAAUGUUUGGGUAAUUUGAGCAUAUAUCUAAGAAUUUUUGAGCAAUCUCAAGCUUAGGUAUUCUAAGAGAAAAACUCUAUCUGACUUGUAGUGAGCUCCUUCUGGCAGCACAGCUCUCCUUCCUCCCCCCUACCUGC